AUGAUUCCAUCUGUGUUUAAUGGCUCCCAUGCGACAAGCGAACAUGCUAUUUCGGAAUUUGCCGUGUCGUCCAAAAGUUGUCGGCCGGUAUCUGGCGACGAACUCACGGCUCGUUUUUCAAUCUAUGAAGCCUUGGUUGCGGACAACUCAAGCCUUCUAGAGUCGGAAAAUUUCAGCAAGCGCCUGCGCGAGUGCUUGGAAAAGUUUGACAACCUUGAAACAACCGGACUUGCACAUUAUUCGACGAGCUUUUUGCUCGACCCACGACAAGAAAAAGUUCGAUUCCUUGGCUGGCGCCGCCUUAUCAAUCAAAUCGACUUCCGAUUCGAGAGCAAGGACCUCCAGCCGCUUCAUGGUAGCGGAAGCGUAAUAGGCAAGGUUAACUCUCUGGGCGCGUCGAGGCUUUUGCAGGCACUAAGCAAGACCAAUCGGAAGAUCAUAAGGUUGCAGACUUGUAAUCCUGAUUACUGUGGUAAUAUUGGCCCAGAAAUACUUCUUACGGAGGAGCAAUACAGCUCUGUUCUAUCCAAUUUGGAUGAAUUGGAGGACCUCCAUAUUUGCACAGCUUUCAGAACUACAAAACCAGCUUAUACUAUGGACAUACCGACUUGGGUCACUUUGCUUAUCCAUGUUGCUCCCCGCCUCGAAAGACUUACUAUCUCGCAAGACUAUUACUUUGGAGAGAUUUCUAGCAAAAUCCAAUUUCAUCGCCUGAAAGAGCUCCAUCUCCAUAGGACGUGGAUCAAUUCCGAGGAUCUGAAAUCAUUUCUCAUGAAAGCCAAGGAAACUCUCACUGUUUUCACGCUAUUUGAGGUGAUCAUGGAAGGUAUUCCAAUAUCAAUGUUGCCGGACUGUUCAUCACUUUGGUAUUCGCCAACCCCAGAAUGGCUUGUGCAAUCUUUAAUGCGGCCUUCUACAACCCUAACCUCCAAAGACUAUACUCCAACGUCCUCUGCCUAUACUCCAACUUCGCCUUGGAAUCCGACCCCAACAGCCUCCACUUCAACCCCGAUAGCAUACACUUCAGCCUCAACUCCGUAUUAUGCCCAGCCAGCUGGACAAGUACUACCCGGACAAGGCUACGCCCCUUCAAGCCCAUACAUACCCCCUUUUAAUCAUGAGGAUGCUCUUUGGAAGUCCGUUUGGAACUUUUUCGGCGAAAACCUAUCGCUACAGAGAUUCUCCAUGAUAAAGGUAGCGGACGGUAAUAGUCAGAUCUCUAUUCAGAGGACGGGGGGCUUGAAGGAGCCUAGCGACAGUGCUACUUAUUAUGCUGAAACUGCUGGGAUGUCGUUCCAUCAAUGGAUCGACCAAUUCACCCCAAUGCAUUUACUGGAUUCGCCUAGUCCUACAAGGUGGCUUGGUAACGAUCAAAGUAAGUAA
Penicillium verhagenii is the source of this 1383-nucleotide messenger RNA. RefSeq lists its product as uncharacterized. The coding region runs from base 1 to 1383 and encodes 460 amino acids. The record is from RefSeq and is a predicted model, not a curated record. Lineage: Eukaryota; Fungi; Ascomycota; Eurotiomycetes; Eurotiales; Aspergillaceae. The transcript has a single exon.